GUUUCCCUGAAACCCUAGAUUCGAGAUGAUCAAAUUCUUUUCUGAAUCUGAUUAGGAUCUUUUCAAUUUUCUAGGAUUUUAUUGUUGAAUAAUCUCAGGCGCAUUCUAGUUUCAUAGUGUUUAGCAUAUUGACAUUUUCGUUUACUCCCUUUUUAUUUUUGACCUAUCUGGAUGAGGAAGCUUGCUUGUUCCUCUCUAAUUGCGCAUUUACGCUGGUCGAACGUUGCUCCUAUGGCUAUUUAUGGUCUAAAUCGCUCUACAUGGUUAUGGUUGCGUUCGCCAAUGUAGGUGAUAAUUGUUGUUCCUUGCUGAAUGAUGGAUUAGGUUGUUUCUUCUCCACCUAGUCAUAUAAAAUUUUGGAUCCACUAGUUCUCUAAUGAUCUAAAUAUUUUAUUUUGCAAUUAGAAAUUUCAAUAUUAUUGUCUAGGGCCUUCUGUGAUGCACUGUUGCCUUGGUAAAGUAAUGUAACACUACUUUAACACGCAUGAUUCAAGGUUGGAGGAGAUGUUAAUAGAUGUUGUUGUUAUGACCACACUAUUUAUAUUAUUUGAUUGAGCUUGUUGGAUAUUACUAGGUACGGAGUGAGGAGAGAUAGGAAAACCCUUUUAUUGCCUUUUCUCUCCUUCAGUUUCCUUUGCUGCUUUGACUGUUUAUUUCCUUUUUCUAUCCAUAGACAAUCUCCUAAGUUCUUAUUUUUGUAUUCAUUGCCAUUUCAAAUCGCAUGCCAGAACUUUUUUAGUAGAAAGUAUUGCUCAUGCUUUGCUGUACCUGAUAAGAUAUUAAUAAACCCUUGGACAAACCUGAACAAGCCUGCUUUUAGCCCUACCUGACUCCCUUAGCUAUGCUUACUUAACAAGAAAAUCAAUAUGCCAAUUAAGUUAUGGAAUAUUUCAGAAUCAUUCUUCUCCAUGCUAGUAUUAAUUUAGUUCGUUUGAGGUAUUGUUAAAUUUUGUCAGGUGACUGUAAAUUCUCAUUCCAGUAUUAGUUUUGGUCCUUUUAAGGCAUUUCUAAGUUUGCUAUGUAAUAUUCCUGAGCUUCAAUAGGAACUAUUUAACUCUUGUACACUGUAAUCUAUACUAUAUUUUGUUGUUUCAGCCUUUACGCUUUUUGGAGCAGACAGUUGAGAGGACGUCAUAAAAAUUAAGUAGUUGUACUUAAGGAUCACUACUAACUAGUAUGAACACUUUUAAAUCAGUUCUAUUGUAUUCUCUUCUAACUCAUCAUUUCGCUUCCUUAUCAUGUAUUCGUACUUUUAAUGUUCGUAAUAAAUAUCUCUUUCCUUCUUAAACACUUUAGAUAUAAGGUGGGUUAUCCACAGUGCAAUGACUAUAUUCUGGAAAAAAAAAAAAAACGUAUGAUGAGCUUGAUAAUCCUCACGUUGUUUCUUGUUUUGAGCACCUUUGGCUAAUUCGUUUGCUGACUUAUGUUCAGUGUAAUGAUCAAGCACUACAAGCUACCCUAUGUGCCAAAUGGGGAACAAAAUUUGCUGUUCUGCUGUAACAGUUUCCAAGUUGGCUGGCUUGGGUGCAAGAUCAUUAUUAAGAAGACUGUUUAGUUUUUUUUACUCAGGAAAUUGCUUGAUGGAAAAGGUUUUGGGUGAUGAAGGAAAAGUGUGAUGGAUGUAAGAGACUUAAAGUGGAUGCCUUGAGUUGUCCUCAUGUUUAUCAGUUGUUUGCUUGAAGAAAGAGGAGGGCAUGAAGAGAGAGUGUUUGUUCCUUUUUACAGAGCUUUAUGGUUCUACGCUAAAAUUGUCUAAAUAUAUGCCUUACUGGUUUCUAGCGCAAAUAAACUUAGUAUGAGCUCAUUUACGUUCUUAGAUGGGGUUAUCUGGAACGUUUUUUUGGGUUCAAUAUCCAAAUAUUUUUGGGACUAUCAGGUUUGUUGCUGAGUAUUAUCAACUCAAAUGGGGCUCGUAUUCUUUUUACUGUAUUCAAGUAUUGCAGUCAAAGUCGGCAUUAUUUCCUGCGCAUAGGCUGAUGACUAACCCUAACGGGUGAAAAUAUGGUUACUUGGGUAGCUAUCGUAUAGCGUGACAAGUAAAUUUUCCUGAUGUUUCGGAAUAAGGGAAGCAGACAAAGGCUGAAAAACUUUCUGUAUACAAAACCAUCAUAUUGGUAAUGCUGUUUGAUAUGUUCUCAAUGUGGUUGAGUAAUCAGUGACAGGAUCAGUUAUUGUUCUCAAUUGGAGAAGGGCAUUCUGGCACGUAUGACUUUUUUUUCCAGCUCAACUGGAUGGAUAAGCACUUCUGAACCUUCUGCAGUCUAAAGCAUUCAGACGCCAAAGAAAUAUAUUGGUUUUAUAAGUUAUCGCCUUGGUAGAUCCUUUUGGCAGUUUGCCUGUUCGCUCACAUCCAUAUCCAGCAUGUCAUGUUUGGUAGAAUGUGGAUCUGCUGAAAUGUUUAUGGGUCUGCAAGGGAUUAAACCUCUAUGCUUUUGAAAAUGAGCUAACUGUUGUUGGAACUAAACUUGAUGGAUGAGAACAGAUUGGUCAUGGAGAUGGAAGAUUUUAGACAUUUACUUUUUGGAUAUUUAAAUUUUGGCUUUAUGCUACUUCAAUUUGGUGGAAAUUUCAAUUUGGUUGUCAAUUUUGAGAGUGGCUGGAUUGGUGCUAUAUGAUUUAACUCUUCUUGGGGAAUGCCUGCCAUUUACUUAGUAUUAAAGCUGUGAAGCAUGUCGAAAGCUGGCUCAUUUACAGUAUUAUCAAAAGCAAGACGGUAUGAAUAAGUGAAUGGGGCUACGAGAACUAAUGUAGCUUUUAGAUUGAAAUCUUUCAAUGUUUAGGUCUAAGCUACAUGAAGCACCAUAUCGAGACUGGUGAAAGAUACUGUUUUAAUGUUGCACCUCAUCUAGUUUUAAGGACUUGCUACUUAUUCACAUUAACUACUCCUUUUCUGCAUUGAGGAAAGCUUUUGUUGCAGCCCUGCAGGCUAUGCUAUGGGUGCAGGUUCUAUUUCACCUCCACGGCGAGGAAGAUUUGAUGAUGCUCAAUAUGGGCCAGAUUAUGAUGACCCAGUUGGUCCACGCUAUGUGCGUGGAUUCAAUAGUGGAAGAGGUGGCGGCAGGUUCCGGGAUGUUUCACCAAAUUAUGGCUUCGGAAGGGGCGGCAGGUCAUCUGGUAGAGGUUAUGCUGGAAGGGGUUUACAACCCUCUGAAGGGGAGUAUGUCCACAGAAAUGACCCAAAUUUAUCGCCUAGAGAAGGUGAUUGGAUCUGCCAGAACCCGACUUGCGGAAAUCUGAAUUUCGCCCGACGAACUCACUGUAACAACUGCAACAAGUACCGCUAUGGGCCGGAGCUCUGCAGGUCGAGUCGCAGUCCCCGGAGAGGCUACACUAACUCUCCUCCUCCUCACGGGCCUCUACCUCGGGCUUUUGUCCCACCACUCAUCGAACGCGACCCACGUAGGGGUAUGGAAAGAUACAGAUCCCCAGCACGAGGUUGGGCGAUAGAUGAUCCUCGAGACUUUCCAGCUCGGCAAAGGGAAAGGCUGUACUACCGUGAAGAGCUCGACUAUAAUAGGGACCGGGCAAGUUUCGACUGGUCGGUAUCCGACGAGUGGGAUCGUGCACGGGACCGCGGACGUGAAUCACGGGAUCAGUUUCUGACCGAUAGAAGAGGAUAUGACCAACGGUCACCGUCGCCGCGUGGGCAUUGGGGACGUAAUCUGAGGGGGGAGAGGAGCCGCUCGCCGACAGGAGACAGAGCAUUGAAAGGUUCUUUCAUUGGGCGGGGUCGAGAUGAUCGAGACUAUGCUGAUUCAUACGUGAGUCGGGCACGAGCUCAUCAUUUGGAUGGCGGCCCUGGUCGCAGUGGCUACAGGCAGGGGAGUGAUCCUUUCCCAGGCCAAGGACGAGGUGAGCGGCGGGCCAUGGGCCGUGGUCGGAACGCCGACAAUUACUAGUGGUUGACGAACCUCAUGGGAUCAAAUGCUUUGAGUGAAAUCUUUAAGAAUUAUUUGGCUAAAACUGCUUAAAAGUCUCUGUUGUUGAGAACAGCUGCUUUUUGUUCCUGACUUUGCCAUUGAUGGGUUUUUGGAUGGGACUAAGCAGCUACUUUGCCUCUUCGGAGACCUCCGAUAAAACUAGGCAGAAAUUUCAUAUCCAUUUUGCUUUAAGUGGUUUCUGUAUUCCCUUUCAUCUUACAUCUACCAUUAGAUUCGAACUCUAUGCUGCUUUUCGGGGAUAUCCUUCACUCUAAAAUAUCAUGUCCAUUUUGGCUUCA
Molecule: messenger RNA, 4219 nt
Organism: Ananas comosus (pineapple)
Lineage: Eukaryota; Viridiplantae; Streptophyta; Magnoliopsida; Poales; Bromeliaceae
Product: zinc finger Ran-binding domain-containing protein 2
Exons: 3
Coding region: 2934-3899 (321 amino acids)
Biological process (GO): regulation of DNA-templated transcription
Cellular component (GO): nucleus
Molecular function (GO): RNA binding; transcription coregulator activity
Source: RefSeq, a predicted model, not a curated record